ACAUUUCUACAUUGUAGAGACGUUUUCGCCACCAGCAACUUCAGUAUGAAAUGUAAAGAAUAUAAGAGACAAGAGCUUUUACUACAAGUGUAGAAAUGACAGACAAUUCCCUCGAAAUGAUUAUAUAUCUAGUUCUAGGUGCACGUAUUCGCACUUUGUCGAGGGGCAAAGGGCGGGAGGAAUUUUCAUGCUACCGUAGUGUAACUUUGCGGAAGAUAUAGUCACUUUCCGUAUGGUAUGCAACCGAUUAUCCAAAACAUGGAUGCGUUUGGUUGAUGGUGGUGGUGACCACGCGACAAUAUUGAACUAUAUGUAAGAGAGUGUUUGUGACGGAUAUAUCAGUAGCGAAUACCACACGGUAAUCCUCUGUCUUGCAUUCUCCUUCUCAGUACUAUACGUAUACGGUAUAUUAUAUAUGAUAAGCGCAUGUGCACAGAUGUAGGGUGUCCCUCUGUGGGAGCUUGCGGCGCACGCGGACAUUGUCAGUGCUCGCGGAUCCGUCGCGGCGUCGAUCGAGCCCUCUUCCACCUAGCGACGAUAAUACGUGCCGGGCACCUCGCUGGCAUUACGAGGUCGUCCUGUGGGCGAUCGUCGCCCAAACUAAGGCCAGCGACGGAGUCAGACCACCAGGGAAGACUAGGAAGAAAUGACAAUGCAUUUAAAACAUGUAAUUUAAACUGGUAUCGUGCGAUAGUAUUUACCUAGAGGAGUAGAGUAGAAGUGAAAAAAAGGUUUAAGAAGAAAUAAAAAGAGGUGGAAGAGUAGUAGAAGAGGUGGAGAAUGAAAUCGAUCGGUAGCUGGCCGAUGCGGGAAAAUUUUAAAGCUAUCGGAUUUUAAAAUCGUGAGUGAAGUAAAUUAAAUGAGGAUCUAUGUAAUGAUGAAAGACGUGAGUGUUAGCGAUAGGCAAUAAUACGAUAAAUUAGUAUUUUAAAACGAAAGAUAAUUUGUGGAUAUCGUGUGAGGGUAAAGAAGAGAGGCGUGGGACGAAUUUGGGUGUUCCUACAAAGUGACUCGAGACGAUAACAGGGUUGGGGGUGUGAUUAAAGAGAUCCUCCCAUGUUUUUUUCCUAAAUUGCUCGAUUCAAAGACUGAUUAUCCUGAAUAAACAGAACAACUACCUGUAAUGUAUUUAAAAGUCCUCCUGUGCUGAUACUAGUUGACGUAAGUGGGACAGCUAUGUCGAGUUUAGAGUUUAACUACCAAAGAGUGUGAUUAAAUCUGGAUUGCGGAAUAAAAAAAAAGGCCUGAUGAAUUUGUAAAGUAGUUUUUUUCAAGUUUAUAUUGGUUGUAAAAAAGCAGAACACAGAUGAGUCGUCAAGAGAAUUCAAAUUGGGCAGCCAGACUUGGAGUGCCUCGACUUCCUUCCACAUCAGUCGGAUGAACUUUUAAGAAAAGUGGAUCUCUAAAUGGAGGACAAUUAAAGGUCAAUCAAUACCAAGACAAGAGCUGUAAACUUCCGGUUAUGUACAAACGAAUUGACGCCUUAUACUAAACACGUGACACACACAUACACAUACAUACAUAUUUAUAUAUACAUGAAUAUAUAGAAACACAUACGAUCGAUAAAGACUGAAAAGCUUUCAAUGCACAGAGAGCUGAUAAAAUUCAUAAAUAAUGAAUAAGUCAAUAUCAACAUCUUGUCAAUAAUUUCCAAUGACUGAGAAUUCAGGAAGCGAGGAAGGUGGCUUUUUUAAAUAGAUAUAAACACAUGCAGGUUGUGAGACUAAAAAUAAGAAGAUGCCGGUUUAGAGUGAGGGCAAGUGGGCUGUGUGUGCGUGAGACCAAGUGAGACCGGAAGAGACUCUUGCUGUCAGAAAAAGAGACGAGAGAGAGAGAGAGAGAAAGGGGGAGACAAGUGGGUCGCCUCUCCCGACGUUAAAAGUGAGAAAGUCGAUUGUUGGAUGAGAGGGUAGGGAGUUACAGAACUAGUUGAACAGAUAGAGGGAGGAAGUAGACACACAAGUAGAACUAGAAAGAUAUGUCCAGGGAUCCUUACUCCUCUAGUGUGGUUGGUCCAGGCGGCGGGACUAGAUCACCAAGAAGUGGAAGACGUGUCGGUGAGCUUCCAACGGUUGAUCGUAGUCCAUCACGAAGUUAUGCUAGCGGUCGAGGCAGUCCUCUGGGUCGUAAACGCGGCACCAGAAGUGGAAAUAAUUCACCAGAACAUCUCAGCUACUCUUCCAGUUACCAUCAUCACCAGCUGAGCAGUCCAUUUUAUUCACGAGACGAAGAUUUAGGCAGCCCAGUUAUGCUUGAAGAACGUGGCAGAAGCAUGUCCACGGGCGCCAGUGGCCACCACCGUUCCCGAAGCGCUUCCAGACCAGCCAUGUCUGGCUCAGGUGUCUUAUCCGCCCGAUACACCAGUUUGGAUCGGGCUUCCGCUGGUAUCCUUGAUCAUGAUCGCGAAUUCGUACCCAUUCGCGAUCCCAGGGAACGCAGCAGAGAUCGAGGGGGGCUUUAUCUCGAUGACGACAUUUACGGGUCUAGGUCAGCGAGGCAGAGCCCAAAUCCCCAUAUGCUGAGGGACGGUGGUAUGUACAUUGGCGAACUUCAGCACCAAAACAAUGAUCUACAACGAGAACUGGGCAAUCUCAAAAAAGAGCUUGAACUGACCAAUCAAAAGCUUGGAAGUUCAAUGCACAGUAUCAAGACAUUCUGGAGUCCUGAACUCAAAAAAGAAAGGGCAUUGAGAAAAGAAGAGAGUACCAAGUACAGUCUCAUCAAUGAACAACUUAAAUUACUUAAUUCCGAAAAUCAGAAACAAAGUAUGAUGGUAAGACAGUUGGAGGAAGAAUUGAGACUGAGAAUGCGAGGACCCAGCGUAGAAAUGCAACAACAAAUGGAAGUUCUUUACAAUGAAAAUGAACAUCUAACUCGAGAAAUAGCAAUACUGCGGGACACAAUAAAGGAGCUCGAACUGAGAAUAGAAACUCAGAAGCAAACACUACAAGCUCGUGAUGAGAGCAUCAAAAAGCUCCUGGAGAUGCUCCAAAACAAGGGGAUGGGAAAAGAGGAGGAGCGGAUCAUGUUCCAGCAGAUGCAGUCCAUGGCCCAGAAGCAGCUUUCUGAAGAGCUGGACGAACUCAGGACGGAGGUUCAGCGUAGGGAUCAGGAAAUUCUCGGAAUGUCGGCUAAGAUGAAAACACUUGAGGAACAGCAUCAGGACUACCAGAGACAUAUUGCAGUACUCAAGGAGUCACUUUGUGCUAAAGAAGAGCACUAUAACAUGCUCCAGGCUGACGUUGAGGAAAUGCGACAAAGACUCGAAGAGAAGAAUCGACUGAUUGAGAAAAAAACCCAAGCUGUAUUGCAAGCACAACAGGAGAGGAAUCGCAUGAAUACUGAGUUAACUGAGCUCAAAGAUCACAUGGAUAUCAAAGAUCGCAAAAUCAAUGUCCUUCAACGAAAGAUUGAAAACCUCGAAGAUUUGUUGAAAGAAAAAGACAACCAAGUGGACAUGGCGCGUGCACGUCUGACCGCGAUGCAGGCGCACCACUGCAAUAGUGAGGGCGCGUUGAGCAGCCUUGAGGAAGCAAUCGGGGACAAGGAAAAACAAAUGGCCCAAUUGAGAGAGCAAAGAGAUCGUGCUGAACAGGAAAAACAAGAAGAAAGAGAACUUCAUGAGCGUGAACUCGCUGAGUACAAGAUGAAGAUUCAUGCACUUGAAUCUGAGGUCGAGAAGCUUGGAGCACGUUUGGAACGAGCACAAGCAGAAAAAGAUCGCCUGGAGGCGAAACUAGAGAGUUCACAAUCAGAACUCGGCAAAAGUAAAGCUGAGUUGGACAAAGCGGCAUCCGAGGUAGGCCGUAGUGGAGCCGACUGGGAAGCGGCCAAACAACGACUCACUAGGCUGGAACUUGAGAAUGAAAGAUUACGUCAUGAUAUUGAAAAAUCGUCAAGUACAUUUGGUAGAGGUACACUUAACUCUUCACAGGAAAUAGAUAGGAUUCAAGAGCGCGCUGAAAAGUCUGCAACAGAACUGAGAAGAGCUCAAGCUGAACUACGAGUCACGCAAGCGGAUAAUGAACGAGCUCGAGCUGAAGCUGCUGCUCUUCAAGAAAAGGUUGAAAAAAGUCAAGGAGAAGUCUAUAGGCUAAAAGCAAGACUGGAGAACGCACAGGGAGAACAAGAUAGUUUGCGCGAAGAGUACGAUCGGGCACAGUCAACAGUAGCUAGAUUACAUUCCGAACGCGACAAAGCCGUUGCUGAAUUAGAAAAAGCGCGAGAAGAACUCGAAAGAACACAAGCGACUCUUGGCAAAGCUCAGCUGCAGCAAGAAAGACUGCAGAAUAUGCUCGACAAGGCCCAAAGUGAAGCUGAUAAGCUUCAGGAACGAUUGGAAAAAGCGCAAACGGAAAUACGACGAAUGCAAAUGGAGAAAGAAAAACAAAACUACGACUUUGAUAAUCUUCAAAGUCAACUGGACAAGGCUUUGGGGCAAUCGUCGAGAAUGCAAAAGGAAAAGGAAGCUAUUCAACUGGAAGUCGAUCGUCUUCAAGACAAAUAUGAGAAAGCACAGAUAAUCGUUCAAAGACUGCAAAAAGAACGAGACAAUCUGCAAGAAGAAGUAUCGAAACUUCAGCGAGAAAAAGAUAAUGCACUUUCUGAAUUAGAUUUAGUGAAAGACAGAUGGGAAAAGGCUCACAAUUCCCACCAGAAAAUUUCUUUGGAACGAGAUGACGCAUUGACAGAGAUUGAAAUCCUCAAGGAAAAACUUGAUAAAACUCAGUAUGCGUUAUCAAAAGCACUGGAAGACCGUGAAAAUACAAGCAAAGAAUUUGAAAAACUGAUGGCGAAAUGCGACAGAUCGCAGAGUGAAGUGUAUCGUCUUCAGAAUCGAAUAGAGGUAAUGGAAGCAGAGAAAGAUCGAUUGGAGUUGGAAUCAGAGAAAAACUCCCACUUGGCUCUAAAGAGCCGUGAAGAAGCACGAAAAGCCCAAGAAGAAUUGGCACGUAUACAAGAAAUGUAUGAUCGUGCGGCACUUCAAUUAGGAAGAACAAAAGAAAACGAAGAAAAAUCUAAAGACGAUUUAGAUCGUUUGACUGUGGACCUUGAAAUGGUUCGCGAGAGGUACGAAAAGUCUCAGAUCGAGUUACGUCGUUUACAGAAUGAGCGUGAAAAACUCGUGGCAGACAACGAGAGAAUUAGUUUUGAAUUAGAGCGCGCACACUCGCAGCUCAGUAAAGCACAAGCAGCAACAGAGAAAUCACAAGAAGAACUUCAACGUAUGCAAAUGGAAAUUGAAAAGUUGUAUGAAAAACACGAUCGACAGCAAGCAGAGGUACGUAAAGCACAAGCGGAAGCUGAAAGACUUCGUUCAGAAGCCGAAAGUGCUCGUGAAGAGUGUGAAAGAUAUGCCGCACGAUUUGGUAAAUAUCAAGAGAGCCAAGAGCGCCAGAAGGAUGAACACGAGAGGGCAAAAAUGGACGUGGAGAGACUGCGGGACCGACUGGACAAGGCACUUGCGGAACUGGACAGGGCGAGAAAAGCUGAACAGGAUGCUUCGAGACUACGAGCCGAUUUAGAACGGGCAGAGGGAGUACGAGGUAAAUACCAGUUCGAGCAGGAGAAAUGGCAAAGCGAGGGUAGUAGGCUACAACAGGAACUGGAAAAAGUGAGGGAGAGGUUGGAGAUACGUGAAUCUGAAUUAAAACGUAUGCAAACUGCGUAUUCUGAAUUAGAAGCUAAAUUACAUGAAGCUCAAUUACAACUUGAGAGAGCACGUGAAGAAGCCAGUAAAGUUAACGCAAAUCAAGAAAAAUCUAGGUCAGAAAUUGAGAGAGCGCGAAUUGAAGCUGAAAAAAUACGUGAUCGGCAUGAUAAAAUUAAAGCUAAAUGUGACGCACUUGAGGCUGAUAAUGAAAAACUCAGGGUAGAAAUAGUGAGACUUGAAAGAUUAAUGCAAACUGAAGGUAAAACAAGGUCUGAAAGCGCAAGUAUCGAAGUUGAACGACUUAGAGCUACUUUGGACAAAGCCAUCGUCGCUAGAGAUCAAGUUGAGCUUGAGGCAGGUAGAUUGGCCAAAGAACUUGAAAAAUCACAAAUUUUACUGGCUAAGCAUCAAGAGAUUGCUGAAAAUGCUAAGAAAGAGUACGAAAGGGUAGUCAACGAACUUACAGCAUUGAGAGAAGAGCGAGACACUCUGAGACAAGAAUUCCGACGGAUUCAACAGCAACAGCAAGUCAUUGGCAACGAAGAAUUCGCAAAACUUCAGCAUGAUCUUCAGCUCACGCUACGUGAGCGCGAUAAGAUGGCGGCGAUACUUGAGAAUCGCGAAAAACACUCAGAGAAAAUUGAGAAAAUGCGUGAGAAAUUGGAAGCCGAAGCGAAACAACUUCAGAUUGAACGUGAUCAGUUGGUAAUACAAUUAGAAAAAUCACAAGACAUGUUGAUGAACUUCCAGCAGGAGUUGAGCACAAGUGAAAGUGAGCUCGACAAACAACGUGACGAAGUGCGACGUCUUCAGCAACAACAGCAACAACAAGCACCUGAUCGUGCUACUAAAGAAACAUUAGAAGCGCAAAUGCGCGAAGUUCAACGUCUCACUCAACAAAUUCAAACACUCACUCAGAAUCAAAACAAAGAACGUCAACGAGCUGAACAAGCUGAAAAACGUGUUCAAGAAUUACAAAAACAACUUGCGUCAGCAGGUGCUACGUCAGCAAGUGAAUCUCAAAUUGAGCAGUGGCGAAAACUUUGUGAAUCUGAAAAACAACGUGCCGAUAAUGCCGAGAGAAAUGCCAAUGAAUUACAGAAGAGAAUCCAAACUUCCGAGCGUCAACUUCAUGCACAGCAACAACAGAUUCAGCAGAUGCAGAUUCAUCUACAGCAGCAGCAACAGCAACAGCAGCAGCAAAAUGGAUCUAGCGGCCAGGAGGCUGCUAAACUUCGCAAGGACUUGGACCGCGCACAAGAGGAAACCAAGCAGGCGAUCAUCGAACGCGAGCGACUACAAUCUCAGCUUGAGAUGCUGGUCCAGGAACUCGAAAGAAAUCAGGUGGAUCUUCACGAAGCGAACAAGAAACUUCAAGCUGGCGGAGCCAAACCUGGCGUCGAUACUAGCCAGGAAAGAAAACAAUUGGAAGAACAAAGACGUCAGUUAGAGGAGCAGAGGAAGCAGAUUGAAGAACGUGCAAGAAUAUCUGAUAGUAAAUUGAGAACUGCUGAAGAAAAAGAACGGGCACUACAAGCUUUAGACCAGGAUUUAAAAAAACGAAAAGCAAAAAUGGAUCAGUUGGAGCAACAACUUCAAAAGAGUGGCGGAUCACCAGACAAAAGACUUGCAGAAAUGCAAAAAGCGCUGGACACUGCGGAAAAAGACUUGGAAAGAGCGAAAGAAGAAGCUGGAAGAAGUUCCGCGGAAACGGAAAGAUUACUCCAACUUAUGCAAAUGACGCAAGAGGAACAAAAUUCAAAAGAAAAACAGAUACGCGAACUUCAAGACGCUCUUAAAGCCGCACAAGCAAAACUUAAACAAGCCACAGCUGCAAAUCAACAAGAGAUCAAAGAGAACUAUUGCGACCCCGAUAAGUCGAGCACUGGCGUUAUCGAUGAAGACAUCGAAAUAUGGAAAGAAGAAAUAAAAUCAAAAGACAGAAGAAUUUAUGAAUUGGAAAUGGAGAUGCAAUCGAUUGAAGAUUUUCUAAAUAAUCAUUCAGAGACAAAUGGUGUCGUUGAAUUGCAACGGAUAUUGAAAAAGAAAAUAUCUAAAAUAAAUAAAUUGGAGUAUACUGUCGCUGAAUUUGAAGAUUUUCUUAAACAAAAUCCAGAUGUUAAAGAAUUACACGAGCUUAAGUGUCAAGUUGAUUUUAAAGAACGUAGGAUACGUGACUUGGAGAGUUGGAUUGAAAGAAAUGGCGACGUGGGAAUUGAAAAAACACGUAUUAUUGAAUUGGAACAAAUGGUGACACAUCUUGAAGAAUACGUUAAGAGUCACAAUGUCGAUGCGCUUAAACAAAAGUUACAGGAUCGUGAAGAGAGAAUAGAUCAAUUGUUGGAUAAAAUUGAUACGCUGGAUAAAGAAUUGAUGAAACGUGAGCCAUUUAAAAAUAUAAAUAAUUUAUGUGAUGACGAAUUAUUGAAUAAUUUUGAUGACGAUGAAAAAAUGCAGAUUAUUAAGAAAGUUAUAUUUGAAAAAGAAGUUAAAAUGAAAGAAAUGGAACACGCGAUAUCAGAAAAAGACAAUCGUAUCCAAGAUUAUGAACAGCAAGUUAUUGAAUUAGAAGAUAAAAUAUAUAAAAUGGUAAAUGAAAUUAAAGAUAUGAAGGCUGAAUUAAGUGAAUACGAGGCUGAGGACAUUGGAGUGUUAAAAGAAGAAAUCAGAGUCAGGGAUGAAAGGGUUCAACAGCUGGAAGAUGAAAUAGAUUCACUGGAAAGGGCAUUUGGUGAAAGAAUGGAUUUAGAAGAAAUAGAAGAACUGUUAAAUGUCAUAAAAAAAAAAGAAGAGCAUGAAAAAAAAUUGGAGCUUAAAGUUACGGAGCUAAGAGAUGCACUUAGAGACAGUGUAGCGAUUGCUAAUAAAGCUGAUAAAAAACUUAAGCAAAUGGAAAAGAGCAAAGAGAAUUACAUUGAUAGGGUUAUAAAAUUAGAACAAAAAAUAACAUCAUUGCAAUCAGCGAAUGCAUUAAAAUGUCACUCAUGUCGGCCUUUGAUGUCAAAAUUUUUAAAAUGUCAAAAAAAUUUGAAGCGCCUAAAAGAUGAACGAAGAAUUCAACUCAAAGAUCUCCAUAAUUUAAAGUGUGAAACUUUAAAAGCGGCAUUAUCUGAAAAAGAUGCUCAUCUUGCACUUCUGGAACUUUCAGCAGUAAAAACGCAGACGCAAUUUGAUCAAAUGGAACAAUUGAAAGCCGAUAAAGUCAGAUUACUUGAUAAAUUAAAAGAAGAGGAUAGAAAAUGCAUGGAAUUAUCUGAAGAGGAAUCCAGUGACUCAACGAGUGAAUCACCAAUUGUUACCAAGAUUAUUGAACCGACACUUGGGAAAGAUGAAGACUAUCUCGAUAAUUCACAGUCUGUUUCUGAGACGUCGCGAUGAUAAGAAUAAUAUGGGCUUGAACAUAAGCAAUGAAAUUUCUGCUUCAUUUAUUUAUUUUGGACUGCAUUCAUCGACCAGUGACAUCUUCUACCCUUGAAUCUCCAUAACAAUUCAAUUGUACGCUGAUACGAAUUUAAAAUGAUCAAUUUAUUAAUAAUUAUUUAAUUUAAAUAAACGAUUAUUGAGCUAACGGUGAAACUGAUCUAAUAACUUAUGAUUUUUUAAAAAUCAAACGAAAAAAUAUAACUACAGUCAAUAUUAAUUUCUGUUCAUUAAUUAAUUAAUUAACUUUUUUUCUAAUUAAAAAUUGAAAAAAUGAAUUUUUUAAUGCCACUAAAAAUAACGAAAAAGAAGAAUAGAAGUAUUAGCUAGAGUUUAGAAAAAUAUAAAUGAGAACAAACUAAAAUAAACAAUACUGAAAAAAAAAAAAAUGUUUUUUCAAUUGGAUUUCACGUCACGGGUCCAAAAAAAUUAUAUUACUCAUGUAUAAAGGAUGCCAGUGUAAUAGUAUUAAUAGUGUUAUAAUCUAACUAGAGAAGAAUAUGGAGACGUAAAAGAUAAAAAAGUUAUUGCAGUUCAUAUAUGUGAGGAAAUUAUACUAUAAGCAAUAAUAUUUACGUAAUAAUAAAAUUAUUGUGAAUAAAAAUAAAUAAAAAUAUUACCAAUAAAUUUUUUUUAACUGUAACAUAUAUCAAGGCUCUGAUUUGAUAUUUGAAAUUAAUGGACAGGUGCUGAAUAUUGUUUAUCAUGUUUGACAAUAAUGAUCGCAGCAAAAAAAAAUAAAGUGUUUAAUUGUUAAAAAGGCAUCUUAUUUAAAAUUAAUAAUAAUUCAAAUAUAUAAGUAAGCCUGACGGAAUUAUAUAUUUAAUGGCGAGCGAGUUUAAAUCAUCCAAGAUAAUUAUUAUUAUUGGAAUUGCUGGAUUAUCAAGACUUUGUUGAAUAAUUAGAUGAUGGUUAGAAGGUCCAUGAGAUAUAAUUAUAUUUAAUAAUGAUAAUAAUUAGUAUAUUCCAUGUAGCAUUAAUAUGCAGAUAUACCCAAGGCACUAAUUCAGUUUUGUAAAUAUAUACAUGUAUUCUUUUAUAUUUUACAUGUCCUUAUUAUCUUAUCUUUUAUCACUUAUUAUAUUUUAUAUUGUUUCACUUUUUUAAAUAAAAUCCGAGACUUGUAUUUACUUAAGGCACUAAAAUAUCUUUUGUAUAUAGCUUUCUUUACUCUUUAAUAUCUUUUAAUAUAUAUACAUAUAUGUAUUGUUAAUCUAUGUAAAGAAAUUAAUCUUGUCUAUUUGCUGGAAGAGUCAUAGAAAUUCAAUAAACGAAAAUUUCCGUCGAUUACUGAAUAAAAGAAGAAAGGAAAGAAAAUUACAAACGAAAUUAAUUAAAAAGAUGAUAUUUGAAUCCGAUCUUAAAGUCCUCGACAGACAAUUAAUACUAAAUAAAUAUUAUAAUGAGCAUUAAAAAGGGGCGAAAAUAAUUUUCAGUAGGAACUUAGAUGUGGUAUUAACGCAAAAGUAAUUAGUGUGAAGAAAUAAAGAUAUUAAUUUAGAGAAGAAAACCAGAGGAUUAAUUAAACUGAUAGAAUUUUUAGAUAAAUGUGACAACAGGGUUGUCAAGGGUGCGAUUUGUUAACGACUAAUCGCGUGCCACUGUCAUAUCAAGCCUAUAUCAUCAUGUUAUGUCAUAAUUUAUCAGAAUAAUAUAUAUAAUAAUAAAUAAAGUAAUUAUUAAUCGUUAAAUGAACGUAUUGUUAAUCAUGUAUGAUUGUUUCCAAUAACGAUUUUUUAAUCGUCUUAAAUAAAACGACAGUGUAAUCAAUUUAAGAUUCUUGUUGAUACAAAUAUUUAAAUUAAUAUAAAAUUUAAAACCAAAAUACCCUAUAGAAAAAAUCCAUAUGGGAAUCCAGCCUAGAUUCUUAUGUGAGUUCUCACAUGAUGAAUGGAUUUUCAAAUGGAUUCUCAUGUGGUUUCCUAUAGGAAUAGUAAUCUCUUCCUUUAUUCAUACGCGUCCCUAUCAACAAAAUCCAUGUGAGCUUACAUGGGAAACCAUAGGAAUUCAUAUCAAAAUGUAUGGAUUUAUGUAAGAAUUUAUAGAAAUUAAUAUUGGAGGGUAUGAAUUUAUAUAAGAAAUCAGAAGUAUUUGAAUUCCCAUAUGGAAAAUUCUCAUAGGAAACUGUGGGUACCUGGAUUCCCCUAUAGGAACUUGACAUAAAGAUCUAUAUGGAUUUCUUCGACGGAAAUCUAUAUGGAAUCUAGUCCAUAUGGAAUCUCGGUUUAUCUAUAAGUAAUUUCUAUAGAAUCCGGGGUAGAGGUUAAUAUUCCUAUAGGAAACCAUAUGGGAAUCCAUCCAAGAAUUCAGAUACCCACAGUUUCCUAUGUAAAUUUUCCGUAUGGGAAUUCAGAUACUUAUGGAUAUAUAAAUCCAUGCACUCCAAUAUUCAUUCCUGUAAAUCCUACAUAAAUUCAUACUUCUCUAUGAAUUCCUAUGGGUUACAUGCAAUCUUACAGGGACUUUUUUGAUACGGACAUAUAUGAAUAAAGGAACAGAUCAAUAUUCCUAUAGGAAACCAUAUAGAAAUCCAUCCGAAAAAGCCAUGUGUGAACCCAUAUCCUAAUUUUGACUGGAUUCCUAUAUAGAUUUUUUUGCUAGGGCACUUAUCAUUAUUAUUGUCAAAGAUAAUUAAGAGUUUCAGUGCUCCUUGUUAUAGAUGAUGAGCUCUAUUAAUUAUUAUAUUAACAAAGAAGAAAUACUCGAAAAAAUUAUAGAACAAAUAAAUUUAAAAAUUAUAAUAAUAGUGUUAGUCAAAAAUAUAUAGUUGCAAAAAAUCAAUACACAAUAAAUUAUAUAAAUGAAUUAUUAAUAUUGUUUAUUAAUUACUAUAAAUUAAUUUAAAUGUAUAAGUAAUUAAGUUUAUUUUAUUUGUCAAAUGAUAAUAAUAAUGGUUAAAAUUUAUAAAUGUAUAUUUAAGUGUGUCCGCAAAAAAAAAAAAAUUUAUUAUAAUAAAUCUCAAUUAAGAGAAGUCUUGAUUAUAUUUUCACUCGACUGUUUAGUAUUUAUGAAUGUUUUUUAUGUAAAAUAUUAUUAUAAUAAACACAAAUGGACUUGCUGAUAAAUUAUGUGCCGGCUCGAUAUUAAAGAAAGAUAAUUAAUUUUUAAAAUUACUUUUUUUAAUAUCGAAUCGCUAAUUACUUUCAGUAAAUCACAAUUUAUAAUCGCUUUGGACUCAAAUCACAUUUUUUAAUUUUUCAAUACAAACAAAAAAUUAACGAGUGAGAGAAUGAAAGGGAGAGAAAAAGAUAAAAUGAAUGCGAGUGGAAAAAAGGAAAAUAUAAAUACAAAAAAUAAAAAAAAACAAUUUCUACAUGUUAUACGCUAUGUAUUUAUAAUUAAUUAAGCCAUAAUUAAUUAAGUAUUCGAAUUAUUGCGUGAAUAUAUUUGUUUAUAAAUUAUAAAUGACAAUUGUAUCGUCAUGAAUGUAAUUGCAAUUAAUAUUUGCGUGUAUAUAUUACUAUGAAUACGUUGAUGAUGAUGAUAUAUAAUUAAAUAAUAUAUUAAACUAAUAAUCAUUAAUAAAUCAAUAACAAAAAAAUUGAUAUUCGCCUAUUUUCGCGGUUCUGUGUUGCAAAUCUCCACAAUUUACAAUAAACAAAUAUUUAAAAUCAUCUCUAUUUAAAAAAUUAAAAAAAAACAGAGAUUAUAUAUAUAAAUUAAAGCAGUCGCAGAAAGCUAUAAAGAAUGAGAGUGUAAUAAAUAUUAUUACCGGAUGAAUGUAAAAAUGUCAGGACUAUAUUAUAUAUUAUAAAAAUUAAGUUUAAAUCAGUAAAUAAAAAAAAAAAUAAUUUAAUUGUUAAGGCUAAAGAUAUAAUACAAAAAAAUUUAUCAAAGUACAUUGUUGCAACUGCCAUGCUGUGUGCCAUUAUAUAAUGCGUCACAUUCGUCAUUAAAAUAUAUAGAAAAAAAGUAAAAAUCAUGAUAAUUAUAUUGGGACGAAGAGACGUCAAUCGUUAGAGUACCGUCUUCUUGAAUCAUUAGUGAGACGGAUUGUAUGUAAUUGGAAUGUAAUUUAGAGAAGAGUUUUAAAAAAAAAUUGUCGUUGAAUACAAAAAAAAGUAUUAUCUAGUAUACAUACGAUAAAAAAAAUUCCGGAUGCACAUUUCGAUAAACUAUCGAAUUACUUCUUCGCCCUUGCGAUGCUUUUCAUACUCCAAUACAUCGCAUUUCGCUUUUCCUACUAAAAAAAAACUAAAUGAACGAAAUAAUAAAAGUAUACAUAAAGAAGAUACAUUUAAAAGUAAAGCACAGUGAGAAUCACGUCUGAUAUCUCGAUUUAAAUGAUAAAAUAAAAAGUAAAUAAAAUAACAUAAUAAUUAUUUAUUUGAAUUAUUAGAAUAGUUUUAAAAAAAAUUCUAUCAUAUCCUGAUAUCCAAAAUAAGACUUACAUUUAUACUCAUCGUCUACAUUCAGCAUAUUUCUGCUGGCUUUCGAAUACUAUAUAUUUAAUUAUUAAAUCGCAAUCCCAAAUAAUUAAAUGUGAAUUUAUUUAAAAUGAAAUCUAAAGUAUGCGAGCGAGAUUAAAAUUAAAAAAAACAAAUAAAUAUAUUAUGAAAAUCAGAAUAAAUGAAAACGUUGAUCCAUCACUAUAGAUUUCAAGCACAAUAACGAAUAGUAGGGCCAGGCACAAUAAAAAAAAUUUGGCCGUCACGUUGUAGACAGCGAUCUGUUAGAGCGACAAGUCAUAUUAAGUACCUAUAUCGCGAAAAAUAUUAAAUGAAUAAACACAUAUUGUCUAUUGUCA
Messenger RNA from Microplitis mediator, 13820 nucleotides. RefSeq names its product ELKS/Rab6-interacting/CAST family member 1 (gene brp). The transcript has 22 exons. Gene Ontology annotation, biological process: regulation of synaptic plasticity; maintenance of presynaptic active zone structure; neuromuscular synaptic transmission. Gene Ontology annotation, molecular function: structural constituent of presynaptic active zone. The record is from RefSeq and is a predicted model, not a curated record. Bases 1979 to 9031 code for a protein of 2350 amino acids. NCBI's taxonomy places the organism in Eukaryota, Metazoa, Arthropoda, Insecta, Hymenoptera, Braconidae. Gene Ontology annotation, cellular component: cytoskeleton of presynaptic active zone.